This is a messenger RNA of Prorocentrum cordatum, 468 nucleotides long. Lineage: Eukaryota; Dinophyceae; Prorocentrales; Prorocentraceae. The record is from the annotation of a GenBank genome assembly.
AUGCGGUUGUCGAAGCUGGAGCCUGAUGUCAUUAGCUACAGCGCUGGGAUGAGCACGUGCGGGAGGGGCAAGCAAUGGCAGCAGGCUCUGGCGCUGCUGGGCGACAUGCGGGAGACGAAGGUGGAGCCCAACGUCAUCAGCUACAGCGCUGGGAUCAGCGCGUGCGAACGUGGCAGGCAGUGGCAGAGGGCACUCUCGCUGCUCCGUGAGAUGCGGGAGGCGAAGUUGAAGUCCGACGUUCUUGGCUACAGCGCCGGGAUCAGCGCGUGCGAGAGGUGCGACCAGUGGCAGCUGGCUCUGGCGCUGCUGAGCGAGACGUGGGAGGCGAAUCUCGAGCCCGACGUCAGCCAUAGUCAGCUACAUUGCUGCGAUCAGCGCGUGUCAGAAGAGCGAGCAGUGGCAGAGGGCCCUGACCUUGCUAAAAGACAUCCGCCGGAUGAAAGUGAGGCCAGACUUGAACGUCUAUAG